AUGUCGGUAGACUUUUCUAAGAACGCAACAGAGAGGCCCGAGCCUUGUAAGGCAGAAAUUAAAGGGAAUAUUCCCAGCUGGCUGCAAGGAACGCUCCUCCGAAAUGGCCCUGGCAUCUUCACUGUGGGGGACACCAACUACAACCACUGGUUUGAUGGGAUGGCCUUAAUGAAUAGCUUCACCUUCAAAGACGGUGAAAUAAUCCAUAGAAGCAGAUUCCUCAGAAGUGACACCUAUAAAGCUAACAUGGAAGCAAACAGAAUUGUUGUAUCUGAAAUGGGGACGAUGGCUUAUCCAGACCCAAGCAAGAACUUCAUCUUCAAGGCAAUCACCUUUCUCAACCACACAAUGCCUGACUUCACCGACAAUGGCGCGAGCAACUUCAUCAAGUAUGGAAAUGACUAUUAUGCCACUUCUGAAACCAACUACAUCAGCAAGAUUGAUCCCUUGACCCUGGAAACCCUGGAAAAGGUGGACUACUUGAAGUACCUGCCUGUAAACUUAGCUUCGUGCCAUCCUCACUAUGACAAGGAGGGCAAUGCCUACAACAUUGGAACGUCAAUAGCGACAAAGGGCAAAACUAAAUAUAUACUGUUCAAAGUUCCUGCUGUCUCAGACAAAGGCAAGAAAGGCCCUGCACUGAAAAAUGUAGAGGUGAUCUGCUCAGUCCCCUGCCGCUCCCUUCUCAUGCCGAGCUACUACCACAGCUUUGGCAUGACAGAUAACUACAUCAUCUUUGUCGAGAUGCCUUUCAAGCUGGACAUCCUCAAGAUGGCUACUGCCUAUAUGAGAGGAGUCAGCUGGGCAAGCUGCCUGAAGUUCUGCCCUGAAGAAAACACUCUGAUCCACUUGGUAGACAGAAAGACCGGCAAAGAAGUUGAGACAAAGUACUACACAGGAGCGAUGGUCCUCUACCACCAUGUGAAUGCUUUUGAGGACGAUGGCCACGUGGUCUUUGAUGUCAUUACCUACACCGACAACAGCCUUUAUGACAUGUUCUACUUGAGCAACCUGAAGGAGAAAUCUCAGUUUGAUGAAAAAAGGUUUUCCAAGCCAACUUACAAGAGAUUUGCCCUUCCCAUCCACGCUGACAAAAGCGUUCCAGUUGGAGGGAACAUGGUGAAACUCAAGUACACGACAGCCAGCGCUGUGAAGGAGAAAGAAGGCAAAUUCAUGUGCCAAGCAGAGGUGCUCUGUGAAGGCUUGGAAUUGCCCAGAAUCAAUUAUGACAUCAAUGGGAAGAGGCACCAGUUUGUCUAUGGGAACUACGUGGGGGAUUCUGCAGAAGCUGCAAAGUUUGACAUGGAAACCAAGAAGAUGGUGUACUGGGAUGAAGACAAGUGCUUGCCGUCAGAGCCCGUGUUCAUCCCCAGACCAAACGGAGAGUCGGAAGAUGAUGGUGUGGUCCUAACAUCAGUCAUCAAUUCCAAUCCAGGCCAGUCGAGCUUCAUCCUGAUUCUCGAUGGGAAAACGUUCAAGGAAGUAGCACGAGCCUAUGUGAAUACUGAGCUGAACAAGGACAUGCAUGGAUUUUUCAUCCCACAUUGAAAAUAAAGGUUUAAAAUAAAGAAAGGGAACUGUGCCACAGUAGUACAUGUGGCACAAGCAUGUAUCGUAAGUCAUUUCAUUGUAUUAUCACUGGUAUAUGGUAUAAAGUUAACCUUGUCAUUUAAGCAAAACACGUACUGUAAUGUUCUCCUAUGUAUUGUCACUUUUUUUAGUUCCAUGAUAUUACAAGAAUAAAUCAAACCAAUGCUCCAUAUUUGUGGAGUCAUGGAGAAGAGUUAUGUUAACACAGUGUGGUUUCACACAAGGUCAAGGUCUCCGAGCAAAUACAGCCUUCAUGACACAGUGUCACUUGUUUCUGAAGAUACAGAAAUGUCAGAUAAGUUAUCAAAGGAGUAAAGUCCAUUCAGUUAGGCAUAGGGUUAUAGAUUUAGGUAAACAUUUAUGUCAGAUUGUUCCCAUGUGAAAUAUGAUUGUUGUGUUUCAAGGUGCAGUGUUUCUCAAUCGCUCUGGUGCAAUUUUCACAUCAGAAUUAUCAUUCUCACUACUCUUAACACUUCUCACCCACAAUAGCACCUUUGUUGUUGCUUUUGUGCACACUGCAUUAUUAUUAUACUAUUCUGAGAUUUUUCCAACCUUUUAUUGUCCAAUUUUGAUGAGUCAGUGCGAGAUGUAAUCUCAGUUUGUUGUUAUUACAUGACAGGAGUGGAACCUAGUGUGGUCUUCUGCUGCUGCAGACCAUGUGCAUCACAGUCAGCUAGACUGUGCGUUCAGAGAUGCAAGAAGGUAUUUUCUCUUUUUCAGUGCAUUCUCUGUAUAAUCAUCCCUCCCUAGAGAUCAUUUUGUGGGAAAACCCCAGUAGAUCACCAAACAGUAGUUAGUGUUAUGUUCUCUGAUAGUAUAUAUUUUCAUUUCCUGUUUUCUGAUGUUUAGUUUCAUGUAUAUGAUUUAGCAUUUCUCGAUUUCAGCAGUUUUCUAAAGUUUCAAAGAAAUUCUUCACUUUUAAUUUAGGCCGACACUUUUUCCAACAUCAUCACGAUAAAAACCUUACAACAUGCAUUAUUCAUCUUUUCAUACAUCAUACUUUUUCUCAAUCAAUCUGGUGCCAUUCUCACAGCAGGAAAGUCACUCUCACUAGUCUCAUAUUUCUCAAAAAUUUAAGGGAUUUUUCACAUUUGCCAAAACAUUAACAGUCAGUCACUUUAACUGUGUGAUGAACGAAUAAACACCAAAUCAGCAAAAUAUGCCUAAUAUAGAAGAAAAUAUUUUCUGAAACAGAAAUGAAUUGUGAAGGGUUUUUUUUAACUUUACAAAAUUGAUGAAAUGCGGAAAAGCAAAAAUAAUACUCAUUAAACUAAAUGGAUCAGAAAAAACAAAGGAAAUGUAUACAAAGUCAUGCUACAUACAUUUAGCAACUACUUUAGCAGUGGAGCAGGCGUACCUAAUAAUCACAGUAAUGCAAAUAUCUAAUCGGCCUUUCACAUCAGCGGCAACUCAAUACAUUUAGAUAUGUAGAGAUGGUCAAGACAGCACGCUGAAGUUCAAACUGAGCAUCAGAACAAGGAAGAAAGACUGAAUGAAAGUAAUCGAGAAAAACUGUGAAGAAAAUGCUCCACCCAUAAAUUGCCUUGUUGCAUUUCAAAGGCCUAUAACAACAAUAAUCACUCAGCUGCUGUGUCAUUACAGAUACAGCUCUGUUGCAUUAUUACAGCAUGUACCAUUUAUCUUCGACAUUAAAAACUCUGGUAUCAGUGAAAGGAGUCCUCACUGUUCUGAUUACCAUGAUACAGCUCAAUUUUGUUACACUGUGUGCAGAAGGUCAUGUCGGUUUGAGUCAAGUGAAUGAAAUUUAUUUACCACCAUCAUUGCGUGUCUAUAACCACCGUGUUUAUUGCCUAGCACUUGACUAAUCAGAAUCUAAUCAGGAAGAGAAACAUAGUCAUCAUUUUUUUCCUUUUUCGUUUUACAAUGCGUGGGUCUAUUAUAGGAGAGUACCAAUUCCUUCACGUGAGCUAGCCAUCAUAGUAUUUUUCUAUCAAGCUGACCUUAACUAACGGUACAUGACCUCACUGACUUGUGAAUGCUUGCAUUAUCUAUUGCAUCGUUCUACAUCGUCUGAUAUCGAUUACAAAACAGAAGUGCUCAGUGAUUGGGCACUUUCCGUUGCUGAAUAGUAUAGCUUAGGUUUGUCACCAGGGGGAGACAAAGACUUUGCUUAUUCAGCCUUCUCUGCUGAGGAUGCAUUAAUUUGUCUUGACGCUUUCAAUUAAUUCACUGGUAAAAUUUAUUUGUACAUCAAAACUAACCAAAUCGACAAAUUCAAAAAUGAGUAUAUUACAUAGUAAUGCCUCUGAUAACACAAUAACGUGACUAAAUCGGAAAUUUUCUAAAAUACUGAAAAUAACAGUGGGAAAUGGAACAUCAGCUUGAGUUCUUUAGCUCACCUAAAUUGCAACAGUACCGGUCAUUAAAUCACAUUACACUGCUCUCAAAGUACAAGUUAUCUUAGUCCUAUGAUGCACUAUAAAAUGGCACUAACAGGUUAAAACUAAAGGUUUACUACACUCACCGUCCACCCGCCCAAUUUUUACAGCUUCUUCCUAUAUGCCCAUACUCCACGUUACCUCCAAGUUUCCUGAAAAUCAUCCAGGUAGCUGCAGAUGCAUAAUCCUGUUGACAAAUAACUAGAAACGGUAGCAAAAACAUAACCUCCUUUGUGAAGGUAAAUAAACAAUGAAACAAAAUGAUCAGCUGAUGAGAUAUAACAAAGUAAUAAAGCAUUUUUAGAAUGCAUACCCACAUAUUUCAUUAGUAGAUCUAAAUUAGAGUACAGUAAUGGUGUUAAAAGGAAACUAUGAAAACGGAUUACAAAAGGGAAUUGCAAAACUGACAGGCAGUGUGCCAGUACAUAAGACAACUGUUAGAAUGAAUAUUAUCUACAAAAAUUUCCACAUACAGCACACAAUAAUAAACCACACUCCAGUGCUAUCAGUAGUGCAAUUUCCAAAUCUUAAGUAGCAAAUAAAUGUUUUUCCUUGAUGUCCACCACAACCAAAUUACACACUUGGGUAUAAUACAUGGCAGUGCAAUGUUAAACUGUGGGAUAACCACUUAAUUGUGUGUAGAUACUCUGCAUGUAAGGAGAAAACUCCUGCAUUCAAGGCCAUCACAAGUUAGACUGGACACAUUUGCAGACAGUGAGAGGCCAGUUUUGAUUACAAUUAUUAAAGUAUAAGAUGUACAGUAAGGGUUGAAAUCCUACUUUCCAACCAAUCAAUUUCAUUGUUUACGGCGUCAUUAAAAAGUAUUUUCCUAAAGAUAACCCGAGUGCAAACAAAAUGCCUUUUUUUUUUCUUUUUUUUUUAAUGAUGAUUUCUUUUAUUAAUUGCAAAAAGCUAUCCGAACCUACAUGGCCCUGUGUGAAACAGUACAUGACCCCUAAGCCUAAUAAAUGGUUGUGCUAGUCUUGGUAAUAAGAACUGCAGGGAAGAGGUUUUGCAAGUAUUGGCAAAGAGUUAUUUACAUUGAGUGACUCUUUUCUGCAGAAUUGUUUUGAUUCAGCCACAUUGGAGGGUUUUAUGAGCAUGAACAGUGCUUUUAAAGUCAUGAAAAACAUCUCAAUAGGAGUCCAAAACCUUCAUUUUGUUGCUUCAAGCUAUUCAGAGGUGGACUUGCUAGUGUGUUUUGGAUCACUGUCCAACUCAAUAACCCAAGUGUGCUUGAAGUUUGGACCACAAAUCGAUGGCCAGAUGUUCUCUUUCUGUAUUUUCUUGUAAAGAGUUGAAUUCAUGGUUCCAUCAAUUAUGGCAAGUAGUCCAGGUCCUGAAUUAGCAAAGCAAAAGACAAUAUUGCCUUGGCAGAAAAAUGGUUUAAAAAACCCACAAUUUUGGGGGGGAAAACACAUUUGUACUCCCUGGCUUCAUUUGUGAGGCCUGGCAGUGCAAACAACAAAAGGCUAGUAAAUAGUUAUAGUGAACUCAAAGUUAUGGGUCAGUGUGCAAGAGUAAAGCAAGGUGCAGUGAAGCCAGCCACCAAAACUAAACAGACGCUCAUUUUGCCUGUGUCAGAUCGAGGAGCACAUGAUGCUGUUCCUAACUUGGAAAAAAAAUGCUUUAUAUCUUGUGAUCUGACUCUUACUUUUUUUUUU
Pelmatolapia mariae (spotted tilapia) is the source of this 5653-nucleotide messenger RNA. RefSeq names its product beta-carotene oxygenase 1 (gene bco1). NCBI's taxonomy places the organism in Eukaryota, Metazoa, Chordata, Actinopteri, Cichliformes, Cichlidae. Gene Ontology annotation, biological process: retinal metabolic process; carotene catabolic process. The coding region runs from base 1 to 1548 and encodes 515 amino acids. The record is from RefSeq and is a predicted model, not a curated record. The transcript has 11 exons. Gene Ontology annotation, molecular function: carotenoid dioxygenase activity; beta-carotene 15,15'-dioxygenase activity.